Messenger RNA from Metarhizium brunneum ARSEF 3297, 426 nucleotides. RefSeq lists its product as uncharacterized. Lineage: Eukaryota; Fungi; Ascomycota; Sordariomycetes; Hypocreales; Clavicipitaceae. The record is from RefSeq and is a predicted model, not a curated record.
AUGCCUCCAAAGCUAGGUCAGAUUGUGGAAACGGUCCUCUACACCUCGGACGUGGCCCGCCUGGCCAAAUGGUACAGGGACAUCAUGGGCAUCGUGCCCUUCCACGAGAACCCCCGAAGUGCCGGGUUCAGCCUGCCCAAUGACACGAUACUGCUGCUGUUCGACCGCAACAAGACGAAGGAAGACAAGGUAUUUCCCACGGGCGUCAUUCCCAAGCACGGGACCGAGACUGGCCUUGGCCAGCACAUGGCUUUUGCGUGCGCCUCCCAUGACGAGCUCUCCCAGUGGGAGCGGCAUUUCAAAAACAAAAAUGUCGACAUUAUCGCAAAAAUGAGUUGGGAGUUGGGCGGAAAGUCGGUCUACGUCAAGGAUUGGGAGGGACAUGUAAUCGAGGUCAUGACCAGAGGUGUCUGGCCGGUGUAUUAA